Protopterus annectens (West African lungfish) is the source of this 4759-nucleotide messenger RNA. RefSeq names its product parathyroid hormone like hormone (gene PTHLH). Gene Ontology annotation, molecular function: hormone activity; peptide hormone receptor binding. The transcript has 5 exons. Gene Ontology annotation, cellular component: extracellular region. Lineage: Eukaryota; Metazoa; Chordata; Ceratodontiformes; Protopteridae. Bases 251 to 763 code for a protein of 170 amino acids. Gene Ontology annotation, biological process: bone mineralization; regulation of chondrocyte differentiation; adenylate cyclase-activating G protein-coupled receptor signaling pathway. The record is from RefSeq and is a predicted model, not a curated record.
CAACCUCCAACCUGCACAGCCAAAGUUAUUUCAGUCUCACAGUGUUUGUUAGCAUUUCUAGUACCAGAGCUCUCCUGUGUAACACUGUUGUGUCUCACACAGCCUCAGUGAUAGCACAUAGUACUGUCCCACUUUUGCGCUGUGUAUAUAACACAUGGAAAUGCUUUUCUGAGUUUGGAGGGGAAAAGUGAUUGACAUUUGGAACUAAUACCACAGCAGCCAAGAGGUAUAAAAACAAAUAAAAGAAAACAUGGUUUUAAACUUAUGCAGGCAAUGGAGUUUUGCCUUACUUUUUCUCUGCUGUUCAGUGCUAUCAGAUGGAAGACACGUGAAUGCCAUCAGUAACAGAGUGAAGCGAGCUGUAGCAGAGCAUCAGUUGCUACAUGACAAGGCAAGAUCUCUUCAAGACCAACGGAGAAGAAUCUAUCUACAAAAUCUGAUCGAAGGUGUGAACACUGCAGAAAUACGUUCACUUUCAGAUGUUAUUCUCAACACUAAACCUUCCAGCUCAGUGAAGAGUCACUCUGCACCACUCAGCAACAAAAGUGGGGCCCGACACAUGACGCAAGAGACAAACAAAUUUCAGAUUUAUAAGCAGCAAUCCCUGAAACUAAGUGGAAAGAAGAAAAAAGGGAAAGCUGGAGUAUGGAAGGACCAGGAAAAGAAAAAGCGACGACCACGGUCUAUAAGGACAGAUCUCAGAAAAUUCAGCAGUACAGCUUUUUUGACUCUUCAUCCAAGUAUUAAUCAACUCUGGAACUAAACAGAAACAUAUUUUUAAAGGGAUGGCUGGUACCCCUUUUGAGGACAUGGACAGAUUGUGUUCUGCAUCAGGCGAAAUAUAUAAACUAUUACAAAUAUUUAUUGUCUAUAUAUAUUUGGAAUGCAAUAUAAUAAAAAUGGUUUGCAUUGCUUUAUGAAAUUGAUGAUUUUGUUAUUGUGAAUAUUUUACUUUGGCUAGUCCAAUUGUUAUUGUUACAGAUGUCAUAAUUUAUUUUGACAGUGUAUUUAUUUGUUAAUAUAUCUUGGUGCUGCUGUCUUUAUAUAUUUUUGUAACAAUGCACUUUGGAUAUAUUGUUAAGUACUUGUUAAUUGUUAUAAUGAAAUGUUUUUAUUACUGGCUCUAAUGAAUGCAAACCCAAUAUUGGUGAAACUGUUUUUGUAUCUUUUAUCGUGUGGUUAAUAGCGGAUAUGUUUCAUUUUAAGAAAGAACACUUAAUAAAACAUAAUUUAAUUAUUUCAAGACUCCCACAUUACAAGACUGUCCUGUUACAUGCAAUUAGGGCUCAUAGUAAUAAGCAUAUUCCACACACAGUAAUUCUGGUGCCAGUAUAAUUAUUGUAAACUUCUAGCACAUAUAGACACGUAUUAAAAUCUCACUUAGUUUUGAAGCAAUGUUGAAUAGCCAGUGCUACAGAUAAAAGAGCUAAAACCCACUUUAAAGCAAUGUUUUAGUAACAAGCUGAUACAACACUCUGAUAUAUAUGUAUAUAUUAUUUUGAAAUGUUGUGCUAGUAUUUAUUUGUGAUUUUUGAACUUAUCUGUGUUUUAGCCUAAGAACAGAAUUUGUAUGUGGGGAUUCACAGUACUGACAGCAAAGAGAAAUUCAUUUUUUAAAAUGUGCCACUAAUUAAGUCAAUACAUUCCAUGCUGAUGUAUUCUUUUCUAAUCAAUAGGUACAGGGCAGACCACAAGCGCCAGUUCUACCACAAUCUAUUCCAGAGACUUGUUUAAAAAAAGAGUUGUGCAUCAGGCAGUUCCUGUACAUGACAGUUCUAAACUAUGCUUGAGUUUCUCUUGGCAAAGGACUCUUGCAAAGCUAAUUCAUUCAGCAAAAAAAAAAAUGUUAAGCAAUAUGACUAGGUUUAAAAACCUAGAGCCAAUAUUUAGAUCUUGUAAGCUAAAAAAGUAUCCUUAUUUGUGUUUGUUUUCAAUGUAUAUGCAUACUUAAAUGAAAAGACAAUGAAAAAAACUGCACUGUCUACAGUUGUGCAAAUAUUGCAUGUAACUCAAAAGUGACAUUGCCAUGACAUAUUAACUAAAUAGUGCAGUAUCCAUAUACGUUUUUAUUUAUUAAUCUUUUUGUUUAUUUAUUCACUUUUGGCCCCCUCCUACCUAGGCCAUUAAACCCCACCUUGCCGUUCUAACUCGGUCAUUCUCGCUCUUGCUGGCUAUAGGCACACCACUAACUGGGGUAAGGGUUGGGUCUGAGAUAAAACAUCAUCACUGGUCUGAUUAGAUUUCUUUUCAUUAUGCCCUGCCCUGAGUCUUGCCUCCAUUGCCAAUAUGGACAUUGCAGGCAAGGCUGUGGACGGUCUGUCAGUGUACAUUCACAUUCUGGCAGGAUUGAAACCCCUAGUCUUGACAUUGGGCUGUAGCCCAUACCAGAAACAUUGUAAAAUUUUGUGACAGGUAAGCCAGCAUUUUCCUAUACUUCUUGAGAAAAGCUCAUUUGCAUACUUAUUUAUUAAAUAGUGAAGACACUGUUAUUCUAACUCCACUAAUAUAACUGUAUGAUGAUUCUGAAGACUGAAACCAUUAUUUAUGGGGAAAUUCUAGCUUAGAGUUUUUAGUAAUGCUGUAAAGCUUCUGCCUGUUUGCUGCGUUAGAAGAAUAUAAAACACUAACACAACAGUGCAGGCAAAAGAAAAUUACAUUUUAUUUAAAUGACUAUGACCCAUACUUAAGAAAUUCCAGUUUCAAGAAAAGAAAACAGGCUAGAAAUAUAACAUUGAAAUAUACCUGUCAAUAUAUCUAUACUGAACACACACUAUUACAAGUUAUUAUACUUAUUAUAUCAGCUUUAAGUAUUUUGUAUUUUUGUACUGAUAGUUCAUUUUUUAGCAGAGGUGGGUUUUAUUACUUAUUAUAAUUGCUUCCUUAACACCUGUAGUGGUCAGCUGAUCAUUUAGUGGACCCAUCAGAUUUUAGAUCCCCAUUCAUUCCCAGAGUAGGUACAUUUCAAGAUUUUUAGUAUGCUCCUUAAUCUGACGAUGCCUAUUUAAGGUGAAACAAUUUUAAUGGAAAUGCAUUAUACUUUUUUAAAUUAUCCUCUGAUAUAACCCCAGUAUUCAAUAUGGAUUAUUGCAGUAGUUUAUCAUCAUGACAGCAUUUUUUGUAUCUUUUGGCAAAUUCUUGCUGUAGGGAUUCUAACAGUGCAGAGGACUAAAGCUCUGAUUUCUUAAUGAGCUGCUUCCUGUGCCAAGGAUACAGGGUUUGAAUCUUUCCACCUUCAUUUGCAUAUUGUAUGAUAUUAACCAAGUCACUUAAUGACACAGUACUCUGGCACAAUUGGGACUUUGGGCUAUACACUUAAAUGGCUUUCUAGACUGCAUGCCUAGCAACUAUCUAUGAACCUUAGCUAGGCAGUAGAAUCUUAGCUUUAACAAGAUGCCUAGUGGUAAGAACAAGGCAGGCAGCGUAUGAUUUUGUUUAGUAGUAGUAGUAUGAGACAAUACUCGGAAGAAAAUCAAAGCUUCUUCCAUUCAGUGAGUAAAUGGCUUUAUUUACUGCUCCCAAAAGAAGAUUACCAUUCCAGAUAUCUGGCCAAUCAGUACUCAUUUAAGGUCUAUGAAGGUUGAAUGUAAUAUGAUCCACCUGGCUUUAUGUAAUCUGAUCCACAUGGCUUUAUGUAAUCUGAUCCACCUGGUUUUAUGAAUGUGCCAAAGGUUGCUAGCUGGAGUAAGACUACAGUAAAAUUGUUAACUCCUGUGCAAGCAAUAAGGUACCUGUGAGGAAGCUGCAAUACAAGUCAGUGUAAAUAAAUUUGACUGCUGGUUCACAGGCAGAAGUAACAGUUUAUUCACUGAUCUUCUCUGCCCAGGAAUGUUUCCAUUGUGUCUAGCACUAAAUACUUCAGUUAGGUACAAAAAAUUAAUAAAAUAUGCUCUACACUCACUGAUGUUUGUUAUGGCAACACCAUGUACUGAUACAACUGUCCAUUCAGGAAUGUACACUGAUCAAUUACCAUGUCAGCCUUCCUUCCUUCCUGUCAGGCCUUCCAUAACCCAUUAUCAUUAUUACAAUGCCACUGAUGGCAUAGAUGGACAUCAUGGCAUCUGGCCGGCCCAGGUGUAAUGAGUUAUCUAAUAGUAUAUAUAGUUAUGUAACAGUAUUAUGACUGUAAACACUGUUAUGCUUGAUACUGCAUUAUACAGUAAUCCGGACGUUCAUGAGAUGUUCUAAAUGGGCAAUUUAAGUGCUGAAUUUCUGGUGAAGCUUGCUAUUUUGUAGUUUAGUCCAUACUUGACUUUAAAAAAUGCAUUAUAAUUUACUGUACUAUGCUGUAUUUUUACAAUGAUUAACUAAUUUAAUUCAUGUGUGGCCUGUCUAUCCAGAUUUUACUUACCAAAAUACCCCUGAGAAUGGAGUUUGAGAAGCCAUCUCAGUAAGCUAGGAAUUACAAGAAAGGAUAACAGCAUUAUAUAAAUCACGUUGUACUUGUAUUUGUUUUUUUCUUGUGUGUUAGUGUAUAGCAAACCUUAAGCUGUCAUUCUGAUUUGUUACACUACUAUGUCUGUAUAUAUAAAGUUGUUGAGCAAUAUUUGUGUUACAGAUGAAGUACAAGGCAACCAAUUUCCAUCAAAAAAGAGCACAGAAGUUACAUGAUACAAUGAAAUUAUCCUGAUAAAAGUGUAUCACGGGGGUGCAUGACUAAGGGAGUGUCAGUAAAUGUCUGUUUGUUAAAGACGAUGAACAUGCUUAAAACCAAAUGAUGUCAUUUAUUAUAUGAUUAAAUUCAUGGCUAUGUAUGAACAUA